AUGCACAUGACGACCAUCCUCCCUCUAUAUAGUAUUGCGCUCGUAAUCAGCAGCCUACCGCCCCGCGCUGCGGCUCUUAGUCUGCGCUACCUGGGUAUCCGCGAAACUCAUUCUCUUCCUUCUAAGGAGGCCUUCGCAUGCAGCCUCUGGAACCCUUUACGUGCGGAAUUGUCCUCGCGAAGUUCGGAGAAGACAGGGCUGGAGAAGAGGAUCACGGGAGUCAACCUGAACCCGAAUGGGUCAGAGUUUUUAUGGUUACCCCAGGACGAUUUCUCUGGGAAGACGUUCUUUGAUAAUUUCCAAUUCUUCAGUGCACCAGAUCCGACGAACGGACAUGUCAAUUUCGUGAACGCAUCGACCGCGUUUCAAAAAAGGCUGGCAUAUGUUACAGAUGACGGCCAGGUGGUGAUGAAGGCGGACAAUACCACUGAUUUGCCUCUAGGCGCCUUCCGUGAUAGUGUACGUAUUACAAGCAAUGCGGUAUAUAACACCGGGCUAUUUAUCUUGGAUUUGAAUACAGCACCUUGGGGAUGCGCGGUUUGGCCCGCAUUCUGGACUGUUGGACCCGACUGGCCAGCAGGCGGUGAAAUUGAUAUACUGGAAGGAGUCCACGACAAUGAACACAACCAAAUUGCAUGGCACACAGCAGAUGGAUGCUUGCUGGAUCCGAAUGCCAUCAUCACAGGGACAAUUUCUCAAAACAACGGAGCCAACCUUACAAACUGCUUUGCAGGGGUUAAUUCGAACAGCGGCUGCGAUGUGACUGAAUGGAGCAGGGCAUCAUAUGGGCCCUAUUUUGAGGAACAAGGAGGUGGAGUUCUUGCGAUGAAGUGGGACGAGAACGAUAUUUCUGUCUGGUCUUUCUAUCGAGCUGCUAUUCCAAAGGACAUUACAACAGGAAGCCCCGACCCUUCGCAGUGGGGUACUCCCUCAGCGACGCUCAUGAAUACCCAAUGCGACAUAACUUCCUUCUUCUCCAACCACUCCAUCAUAUUUGACAUCACGUUCUGUGGCGACUGGGCGGGCAACUCCUACGCAACUUCUGGAUGCCCAGGAACCUGUGACGGAUGGCUCAUGGAUGGAGCGCACUUUGUGAAUGCCUCGUGGAGCAUCAACUCUCUAAAAGUCUACCGGAAACAACCGAUUGCGGAUAUAACGACGAGCAGUGGCCGCUCUCCAUCGCGUGCAGCAGGUCGAUGGGCGGCUGCAAUUGCAGCAAUGCUCGGAGGGUUUGAAAUGGCACUGGGGGUUGCGUGGUGA
Cyclocybe aegerita is the source of this 1260-nucleotide messenger RNA. NCBI's taxonomy places the organism in Eukaryota, Fungi, Basidiomycota, Agaricomycetes, Agaricales, Hemipholiotaceae. The record is from the annotation of a GenBank genome assembly.